Molecule: messenger RNA, 951 nt
Organism: Fonticula alba
Lineage: Eukaryota; Rotosphaerida; Fonticulaceae
Source: the annotation of a RefSeq genome assembly
AUGCUAUCUAAUUUGUAUAAUAUGCUUCUUUCUACUGUUAACCUAAUCCUUUUUGAUAUGGGAUACUGGGGUGAAAUAUCAAGUGUAAUAAUCACAGAAAAACUCCCUGAAACAAUCCCUACAAAGAUUUCUAAGCCUUAUUUAAUAAGACCAUUAAUCGACUCAUUCAUAAUGAGUAAAGGAUCUUUAUUCCAACUAUUAUUUAACUCUCAAGCAGAAGACUUAAAAAAAGCCUAUAUCUUAAAUAAAACAUUAGUAUCUGAGGGAUCUCCUACUAGAUUCGAUACUUAUAAAGGAAUACACUAUAUUUAUAUGAACUCUCAUAUGAAUUCAUAUAAAACAGCAGGACUAUUAAAAGCCAGUGAAAUUAUAGAAUGGCUAGAUAAAUUAGACAAUAAACUAGACACAACUUAUUCUGAAGAAUUCAAAGAAUACGCCGAAACUUAUUCAGAAGACAAAGCAGUAGAAUUCUUUCACAACUCACAAUCAUUACAUUGCACAGCCCUAUCAAACUCCCACUCUUACACUCAAUUCUACAACAGCACUGCCCGAGCAUUAAACUUAAUGUCAGAGAGUGAAUAUAAAGAAUUUGCAAAAACAGUUAAAGAAAACUACGCAAAAGCCCACCCAAAAACUCCAAACAAAGAACUAACAAAAUUAGCAAUAGAAGCAACACAAAACAACAUCCACCAAAAUUGGAUAAGCUAUUUAAAAACUAUAGGAAUCACUCAAGAAACAACACAAAACAACACACCAAAUGAACUCAGAGAAACAUUAACUCCAUUACAAGCAAACCACACAACAAACCCAAACAUUAACAACCACAACAGGCAAACAAACCCAACAAUAGGAAGCAUACUACAACACAACAUAACAAACAAAACAACACACCAAUACAACUACACUACAUGGACAAACAACAUUAUCAACCAAAACAAUAACAAAUAUUAA